Molecule: messenger RNA, 1367 nt
Organism: Ruditapes philippinarum (Manila clam)
Lineage: Eukaryota; Metazoa; Mollusca; Bivalvia; Venerida; Veneridae
Product: alpha-2A adrenergic receptor-like
Exons: 3
Coding region: 1-1221 (406 amino acids)
Biological process (GO): adenylate cyclase-activating adrenergic receptor signaling pathway
Cellular component (GO): membrane
Molecular function (GO): G protein-coupled receptor activity
Source: RefSeq, a predicted model, not a curated record
AUGGAAUUUGAAAAUAGCACCGAAACAUCCGAAUGGCUACCUCCGCCAUUUGACGCAAGCGUCCCAAAUAUUUUAUUGGCAAUAACUCUUGCGAUUCUUGACAUUCUUAUAAUUUUCGGAAACCUUUUGGUACUUUUGGCGUUUGUAAUGGAGAAACAUCUGAUGCAACCGUUUAAUAUGUUUAUUUUGAAUUUGGCUGUGACGGAUUUUAGCGUUGCUAUUACGGCGAUGACGUUUUACACGUUAGAUACGCUGUUGGGAUACUGGCCAUUCGGGACAAUCAUGUGCGGGGUCUGGAUUUAUUUUGACUUUGCAAUGACAUUUGCCUCAGUAUUUACACUUGUUGCAAUUUCAGUUGACAGGUUUUGGUGCGUAACAUGGGCCAUUCAUUACAGAAUGCACAAUAAUAAAAAUAAAACAGCGUUCGUUAUUGGUUUAAUAUGGGUUUUAGUUAUAGCAAUUUGGACGCCGCCAUUUAUUGGAGAUCGUCUAAAGCACAGCGAACCUCACUCUUGUAUUUGGGAACCUAAUGACAAUACUGAAUUCGUUAUAUUUGUAGCAGUAAUUGGCCAUUAUAUACCAUGUGCGAUCAUGGUUUUCUGCUAUAUAAAGGUUUUUAUGGUUAUGAGGAAACAAUCAUCUCUUGUGACUAGCUCUGCACAGGGAGGUGCUGCAUCAUCGGUGAGAGUUAAUGUGCAGGCUAUUUCAUAUAACAUGUCUGGCAAUUCCUCGAAAACUUCAAAUGUUUACUUUGGCAACACUCAUUCAAACGACCAACUUGCUGCAAAUGAAACAUCUAACGGACGCUUCUUGACGCCAACAACUUCAUUGUGUAUCGUAGGAAACCAGAAUUCACCGCCGUCAAGGUCACCAAGUCAAGCAGAUGACACGGAUGCCCCGAGCAACCAAACACAAUCAGCAAACAGGCCAUACCGUGUGUCCAACAGUCAGCAACGUGAACAGAGAAUAUUCAUUACCCUAACGUACGUUCUACUUAGCUACUUGAUAUGUUGGUUCCCAUUUUACAUAGCGUUCGAUACAUACGCAUGGAAACCUGAACUGGUACCAGCCGGAUUAUAUUCGUUCUUCUUCUGGUCUACUUACGUUAAUUCUACUUUAAAUCCUUUCAUCUAUGCUUUUACUAACAAGGAAUUUCGUUUGGCGUUCAUCAAAGUUUUGAAAAGAAUCUGUAGUUUCUCGAAGAAUAGAGAAACAGCUUGAUUAUACAGCCUUUUGCUUUGAGAGCGCCAUCUUGAAAAAAAAUCCAACAAAACAACAAAAACAAGCACUUGUUAUGACGUCAUGACGCCAACCUUUUCCCCAUACUUUUGGUUCAAAUAAAACUGUAUUAGAUGUCCAUACUCUAU